Microplitis demolitor is the source of this 6381-nucleotide messenger RNA. Its product is annotated as kinesin-related protein 4. The transcript is spliced from 16 exons. The coding region runs from base 792 to 4874 and encodes 1360 amino acids. Gene Ontology annotation, molecular function: actin filament binding. Gene Ontology annotation, cellular component: actin cytoskeleton; plasma membrane. Lineage: Eukaryota; Metazoa; Arthropoda; Insecta; Hymenoptera; Braconidae. Gene Ontology annotation, biological process: actin filament bundle assembly. The record is from RefSeq and is a predicted model, not a curated record.
AGCGAAGACGGGCACGGUGGUGGCGACGCUAAAUGUCCAGCAGUUGCCGUUCCUUCCAAGUGGUUCUUCCAAGCCCGUUCUCCAUCGCGAACAACCGCAGCAGUGUAGCGCAGAAGAAGCCGUAGUCAGAACUCGCUCGGAGAACAAACUCAUUUCGGAGCGGUUUUUCAAAUUCGCGCAAUUAUUUGAAUAUUUGAAUUUUUAAAUAAAAAUAAUUUAAAAUAAAAUUUUAAAAAAUAGUGACAGGUAGUUGUGGAGUGAGCUUUGCAACCUGGACCUAAAAAUAUUUAAAAAAGUACUCACAAAGUUGUUGCAAGCUGAUGUUAAAAGUCGAUCGCUCGCGUUCGCCAGUUGGAAGUUGGCUUCCUAUGAUAAUAUAUCCAGUGGCUAGUGUGUUAACUUAAGCUUUAACUACGGCAGUGUGUGGUGUGUGUUUAGCAAGCAAAAGAGUGAGUGAGUGAGUGAGUAAGUGAGUGAGUGAGCCAAGGUAUCUUGUAGUAUCUCGCAUCAUCAGUAUCUCUCAGUUGGUUUUACUGAGCGUGUCGCGCGCGCGUUCCUCCAACUCGCUCGCUCGCUCAACUCCAACUCGACGUUAACACACAACACUCUAACCCACUCGAGGACGCUUUAUUUAUCUGUACACUACCGGCUCUCGCACCCACACAACCUCUUGGUUCCUUGGUCUCGAGUCGUGGUCAUCGCGAUUGUCGUCGGUUAGUCUUAACGGUUUUUUAUAAAUAUUUUUUCGAGUUUUAUUUCUGUGAUAAUUUCUUGAUAAAACCCGGUAAAUAAUGGCCGAACUAGUGGAAAAUAAAACUACAAGCUUAGUAAGUAAAAAACAAAACGAUAUUGUGUGCGGUGCCAAUUCUAACAUUGCUUUGAUAAAUUUUGACCAAAUAACUUCAAGUAAUCAACUACUACUUAGUGAAAAUAAUAAUGAUAAUGAUAAUGAUAAAGAAAAAGGGAUAAAUGGUUGUAUAAUUGUAAAUAAUGUAGAUGAAAGUAGUAUUAAAAAUAUAAUUGACAAUGAACUCGCAUUGAUGUGCCUAAAAAAUGAACUUGAACAAGAGAAUAAGAAAAUGUUGAUUGAUGACGGCGAGAAACAAGUGACGAAUCACCAUCAUCAAUUGGAGCUUUCUACUCAGCUAUGCCAAGAUUUACUGGGCAUCAACAACACUCAAGUCAUCAUAGCAACAGAUAUUGAACAUUCCAACGACACGAGCCAAAAUAUUCUUUCUACAUGUGAAAAUAAUUCUGGUGAAACAAAUUCUCAACAGAAUAAUAUUAAACUUGUUGAUUUGAGUUAUCAAGAUUGCAAUCUUGUCACUGCUGCUGCGAGUGGUGCUAGAGAUGAUGAUGAUCAUGAUGAUGAUGAUGAUAGGACGAAUUUAGAAGCGAGUGGCCUAAAUACUUUAAUUGAUUUUCAAGAGGAUGCCGGGAAGAAAACUGAUGAGAAAACUCGAAUUUUGGCAGUCGAGACUAAAAAUGCGGAAGAAUCUCUUAUUGAGGACUCACUUAAUAAUUUUAUAAUUAAUUGGGAUGAAAAAAAUAGCGUAAGUGAUAUUUCUAAUAAAUGUAAUGAUUUAGAGGGUAAAUUAUUAGACAGUAGUGAUAAUUUUUUAAAAAUUUCUGAAAGUAACCGGGAUGAGGUUUUAGUAAAUAAUGAAAAUGAGUCUUCAAUUAAUUUUCCAUCGCUAGAAAUGAAUGCUAUCGAUUGGCAAGAUAACGGAGAUUUUAUCUUUAAUAAUAAAUUAUCAGCGAAAGAUAACAAUGAGAUCAAGUGGGAAACAAAAGAUACAGAAUCAUCAGACAAAGAAGUAACUGUAAAUGUAAACAUUGAUAAUAAAAAUUCAGCAGUAACGGAUUCAAUGAGCCCGUCAAAUAUUGAUAGUAAAAUUCUCACGGAAACUUGUUUGUCUACACAAGAUUUUAUUGAGAAUAAAACAAUUAAAAAUAAUAGCACUGAAGAUUUAUUAAUAGAGUGUAGUAGCAACGAGACUGUUAGCCUUUAUCGAGAAAAUAGUAAUGAGGAAUCAUUGACCGGCAGCAGCCGCCAGCAAGAGCAACAAGUAAAAAAUUCUUUACUGCUGACUGAAUUAAAUCAUUUUAAUGCCAUUGAUUCACCAGAUCCCGAGACUCUGGUCAAUGCUCAAGAAACAAAUUCUCAGAUAACCGGCAUAAAUUUAAUUCAAUGCGUGGAACAAUUCACUGAUACCGUUGUUGCUGAUGAUAAUUGGGAGUCAGGCAUUCAAAAUUCAACCGAUUCCGCGGGAAUUAUUCUCGGCGACUCACCGGCUACUGAUACUAACGACUUAACUAUUAACAAUAAUAAUUAUUGUAAUUUAUUUACUGAACUAACAAGUAAUUUAGGCGGUUCUGAGAGUAGCAUGACACUUUCUACCCUAUUAGUUGACCAAUCACCAGUUUGCCGCGACAAUUUCAGCCACGAUUUAACAAAUGCAUGCAAUACUGAGAGUUCAGAGGAGGUGAUAACUACUAGCACAAUAACCUCGACGACGACAAAAAGUUCAGCUAAAAUAAAAAAGAAAAAGAUCGAGGGUGUCAUUGGUAAUAGCGAUGUUACAUCCCAGUCUCCACCUCAGUCAUCAAUCAAUACGUCGCGCACUAAAAAAGUUAAAAAAAGUAAAAAAAAGAGUGACCUCGAAAAGGAAAACAUUUCAGUGAAUAUUAAUACUGGAGACCUGAGCAUGCACAACAAUAAUAGCCAUCAUAAUUACCACAAUUCCGUAUCUUCCGCGGAGGAGUGUAUUUUAGACCAGGAUGAUUUUUCAAACGUUAACGUCAAAACUCUCACACAAUGUUACACAUUGGAAAGUACUAAGUGCAAAGAGCUGACGAAAUUCAAUAAGGAAACAAUCGAGACCGGAGUAUCCAUUAAACAGUUGAAGUCGAGUUUCAACAAGUUUGAUGCCCUUACUAAAAAAUCAGUCCUUCACACCCGCUCCUCCAUUGAUACGGCGGGACAAAAUGGUGGGUGUGAUGCGAACCCGAAUUGCCGCAGCUGUGGCAAGGUUGUGUUUCAAAUGGAGCAGACAAAGGCCGAGGGUUUAAUAUGGCAUAAAAAUUGCUUCCGAUGCAUUCAGUGCAGUAAGCAACUUAAUGUCGACAAUUACGAAAGCCACGAGUGUACGCUCUACUGCAAACCACAUUUUAAGGAGUUAUUUCAACCGAAACCUGUCGACGACUCGAAUCGCUCUCCAUGUCCGCAAAAACCGGAGAUGAUUAUUAGAGAGAAUCAUCCAAAAGAAUUGCCACCUGACGUUGUUAGAGCUUCUGAUAAACCGGAUCUUGGACUAGAAGAACUGUCGUCACUGAACGUAAAAUCACGCUUUCAAGUGUUCGAGAAAUCAUCAACAAACGAACAAAUGAAUGACAUUGAAAAAUCAGCGUCACUAAUUUCGGUUAAAAGAUCACCGAGUAUUUUAAGUAAACUUGCUAAAUUCCAGGCCAAAGGCAUGGACAUUGGAGUAGCAGAUGAAUCAUUGAACGGGAUUCCGUAUGAAGAAUCAAGUGAAAGCGAAGAAGAAGAAGACAAUGAGGAAGACGAAGAAGGUGAUGCAGACAUAGUUAAAUCUAAAAAAUCAAUACGCGAACGUCCGAUAAGUUUUACUAAAAUGGAUGACAUGAAAAAUCGAUGGGAAGUGACGAGUCAACAAGGCAGACGUGAAUCACAGCGUGAAGCACGCAAAGAAGAAAUUGCCGGCAUACGGUCAAGACUCUUUAUGGGCAAGCAGGGAAAAAUGAAGGAAUUGUACCAACAAGCAGUAGCUACUAGCGAACGUGUCACAAAAAUAAAUCCAGCUGAUGAGAUUCAGUGCACUACAGCUCACGCACGUUCAAUAAAAGAAAAAUUUGAACGUGGCGAGCCAAUAACUUGUUCAAAUGAAGAUGAGGCUGAUAGUAACAGCACUAGCAAUAAAAUAAAACAAGAAAAACCAGACGAAGAUGUUAUUGCAGCUGGUAUAAGUAGAAAAUCUCGAAGUUUAUUUUUGGAAUUGGAUGCAUCUGCGGCCAAAAGCGGAAGACCAAUGACACCCGCAGCCGCUGUAGCCAAUUCAAAGUCUCUCACUGAUACAUCAAGACGCGCUAGAGAUGUACGAGCAGAUGACGUCGUACGUAGUACAGAUACAACAGAAGAAAUUCACGUCGAGACAUCAGACAUCUCAAAUAAAUUUAAAUUUUUUGAGACGUAUAAAGAACCAGAGAAAGAAAGAAAGCAGUUCAGAAUAACACCACCUCGCGAUGGACAAGUUAAGGUGAAUUCACCGGAACGUGAAAUUUACCGCGAUCCGGAUGUAAUACGAGCGGAGGACAAAGUAGACCAGCUAGUUCAUACGGAUACGACAAAAAAAAUGCUUUCCAUAUUCAGACAGAUGGAAGAGAAGGCCACGAAAGAAGAUGUACCUGAUGGACCAAAGCCGUUGAAACGUUUUACUCCACCACCGGAAGACAAAUAUGCUAAACUCACAGCCUCUGAUACCGACGAAGAGGAGGACGGCGAGGAAGAGGAGGAUGAUGGGAAUGAUGAUAUCACUGAGGAAGAAAGAAGAAAUCCUAAUUAUGUUAGAGCUUCUGAUAAGAUGGAAGAUGAAUUUUUAAAAAAUGCACAAAAUGCUGCUAAUGCUAAAACACUUCGCGCCAAAUUUGAACAAUGGGAAGUAAACGACAAAAAAAUAAAUAAUCAUAAUACUAUUGUUGAUGAAAUGGAAUUAAUAAAAGCGACAAAUGGCGACGGUGAACAAGCCAGUAUAGAAUCAACCAGAAGUCUUAAAGCGAGAUUUGAGUCUCUCGGUACACCACAAGUUGCCGAGUCUCCACGUGCACCUAAAGUCAAGGUCAACAGAUUCGUGUGAAACCCGGUCAAGACUCAAGACUAAGGAAGAAUCAGCCCGCAUGUCGUCAAUCAAAAAAUAUAAUUGUCUAAGCAAGCAGGUGCUGGCACACGGAUAAACUUUUAUCAAGAAUCUUAUCAAAGCUUCGAACUCAUCAUUUUAUCAUUCGUUAUUAUUGUCGUAUCAAAAAGUGUAUUUUAUAUUAUUAUUAUUAUUAUUAUUAAUUAUCAUUGUUAUAUAAUUGAUGUUUCAAACCUAAAUAUGAUUUUAUUCAAUAUAUUUAAUGAAAUAUAUUUAAGCGUUAAGUUGCAAUAUUAUUAUAUUUUGAGUUAAACUUUUAAACUCAGUGUUAUUAUUAUUUAUUUAAUGUGUCAUUAAUUGUAAUUAUGACCAGGCAUCGAAUUUACGAGCUAAUUAACUGAAUUUAUAAAUAUACAUAUUGAUGAUAAAUACAUGACACGUUUGAUAAGAAAAAAAUAAUAAUAAUAAAAUUAAUAAUUACAGACCUAUUGUCGAAAUGUGUCAUGUAUUUUUUGAAAGAUCUUUUUAAUGUUAUUGAUUUUUAUGUUGAAAGAUCUUGUUAGAUGUUAAUAAUUUUAUAGUUAAUUAUAAUUUAUCAAUGGAUAUUUUAAAGCGCUUCCUUUGUCCUGUUAAGAGACAGCCCGACAGACUUAUAAUUAUAAUUAUAAUAAACUUUAUCAAGUAUGAUAAUUAGUAAUUAUGCGUAAUCAUGGCUUAUGUUUUACCGUAACUGACAUGACUGAAUUUAUACUUAUUGAUAAAAUUCAUUUUUAAAAUGUAGACUCGUACUUAUACAAUUAUAUUUUGUAUCUGUUACAAACAACGAUAUGCUAAUCGAACAUAGAAAGUUUAUACUUAUUCAAUAUAUUAAAUUCAAUAGAAAAACAAAAUAAAAAUAAUAACAAACGUAAGCAAUAUAACUGACAUUUAAUAUGUGAUGCAGUCGUAUCUUAUCUUUGUAUCUAGAUUAACAAGUAAUUAAAUUUUCCUUUAAUAUGUAAGUAAUCAACCUUUUUUUCGCUUGCGCUUUUAUAAUAUAUAUAUUUGUAUUUAAAAUAUGUAAGUACGUCUUUAGACGUAUCGCUAAUUGAAUAUUUUAUAACUAAAGUAUGCGUGUGUGUAUGUGGUUACAAGCUAACACUACAAAUAAUAAGUACUUACUUUUAUUGUUUGUAGUUAAUUAUUUUAAAAGAUAAUUAUUAAUUUGCAGCAGAAACAAAAAUACUGUAAUGGAUUUUCUCAGUGAAAUUUUUUCAGCGGAUUGUUUUGUAUGCUUAUAUUUUAUCAAAUAAGUUUAUAAUAUUUGGAAAAUUACUUUGACUUUUGAUUAUAUGUUAAAUGUAUCAAUUAAAAUUAUUUACUGCACACAUACUUUAUACUUUUAAGCGAAUAAAUUAAAACUUGGUAUAAGUAUUUUUCAACAAUGUAUUUAUAUUAUACACAAUAUCUAAAGUUAUGAUUCUGCGAAUCCUGAUUAUCCUUGAUGAAUAAAACGGUCAAAUGCUCA